AUGUCCAUCCUCGGUAUCGUUCAGGCAUCUUGGGGAUCAUCCUUUGUCCUCAAACUAGGGCUAAUCACUACAACACCAAUACUACUCUUGUUGACGGUAUACUUCAUUGUUGUGCCGAACGCUAUUAAGGAUUCUCGGCGUCGACAUCUACCACCAGGCCCCAAAGGGCACCCAUUCGUCGGUUCUCUCUUUGAGCUCGCAGAUACGGAAGCUGUGCGUGAUAAAGUCGUCGCAUGGCGCAAACAAUAUGGCCAUGUAUUUCACACCAAGAUUGGCGGAACAGACUACAUAUGGCUAUCUUCACCAAAGGCCGUCAAAGACUUGAUGGAUAAGAAAUCGAACAUCUAUUCCUCGCGAGCCCCUGCACCCAUGGCACAAGAUGUCUUAUCCGCAGGCCGACGCCAAUUGUUCAUGCAAUAUGGACCCAGGUGGCGCAGCAUCCGAAAACAUAGCCACGCGCUCCUCAAUCUCAACGCAAGUAUCAAUUACCAACCUGUUCAAGACUUUGAGAGCAAAGUUCUGUUAAAACAAUUGAUGCAAGAUCCCAACGAUUUCAUGUCCAUCAACAGGCGCUACUCCGCCAGCGUCAUAAUGCUGGUCACAUAUGGUUAUCGCAUACCCAGUUGGGACGAUCCACUCAUAAAACGCAUUUACGACGUGCUGGAGCGCUUCACUAGAAAUACUGCACCAGGAGCAUGGGCCAUUGAUUCGUUUCCUGCGCUAGCGUCCUUACCGCAAUGGCUGUUCGGGAAUUGGAGAAUACACGGCCAGAAGCUCCAUGAACAGGAUAGCCAAGUGUACCUUGAUCUCUGGAACAAGCUCAAGAAGGACACGGAUGCCGGAGUAGCAAAAGAUUGCUUCACAAAGACAUUUUACCUAAACGGACCCGAGAAGUCGGGCAUCGAUGAGCUGGCUGCAGCGUACACGUGUGGUGGGCUGAUUGAAGCCGGGUCUGAAACUACAGGUACGACACUGAACAACUUUGUCCUUUCUAUGGUUUUAUUCCCUGAGGCGCAAAAGAAGGCACAGGAAGAGUUGGAUCGUGUGGUUGGCAAGGACAGAUUGCCGACGUGGGAGGAUGAGGAGAAUUUGCCCUAUGUGAGAGGUGUGAUUAAGGAAGUAUUGAGGUGGAGACCAGUGAACAAAUUUGGAAUGCCGCAUGCGACUAGCGAUGAUGACUGGUACGAGGGCUGGUUCAUUCCCAAGGGAAGUAUUGUAGUGCUGAACUGGUGGGCAAUUCACAACGACCCGGACCUCUGGCCCAACCCCUCAGCUUUCGAUCCCUCUCGCUACCUAAACCAUACUGCAUCUGCAGCACACUACAUGAAUACUGCCGAUCCUUCAGAGCGUGACCACUUCGCCUAUGGCGCAGGACGACGCUCAUGUCCAGGCGUGCACGUCGCCGAACGUUCACUUUUCAUCAACGUGUCCCGGGUACUUUGGGGGUUCAAUCUUACUAAGAAGCUUGGAAAAGAAGGCAAAGAAGUACAUGUCAACACAAAGAUGGAGCCCGGGUUCUUUAGUGUGCCAGAGCCAUUCCAUUGUGAUAUCCGGCCUAGGAGUGAGGCGCAUGCCAAGGUUAUGAGAGCGGAGAGCGAGAGAGUAGAAAGAGAUGGAUUGGAUUAUUGA
Messenger RNA from Alternaria burnsii, 1629 nucleotides. Its product is annotated as cytochrome p450. Lineage: Eukaryota; Fungi; Ascomycota; Dothideomycetes; Pleosporales; Pleosporaceae. Gene Ontology annotation, molecular function: iron ion binding; oxidoreductase activity, acting on paired donors, with incorporation or reduction of molecular oxygen; heme binding. The transcript has 3 exons. The record is from RefSeq and is a predicted model, not a curated record. The coding region runs from base 1 to 1629 and encodes 542 amino acids.